GCCGAGGCGCUGCUGGGAAGCGCAUCCCGCCCCGCUCCGCCCCGGCCGCCGCGGCCAUGACCGACAAUAUCCCGCUGCAGCCGGUCCGGCAGAAGAAGCGGAUGGACAGCAAGCACCGCAGCGGGUGCUGUGAGUGCUUACGAUGCUGUGGGAGAAGAGACCCCAGGCCUCGUACGGUUUGGCUUGGCCAUCCAGAGAAGAGAGACCAGAGAUACCCCCGCAAUGUUAUCAACAACCAGAAAUACAACUUUUUUACGUUUCUCCCUGGGGUGUUAUUUAACCAGUUCAAAUACUUCUUCAACCUUUACUUCUUGCUCUUGGCCUGCUCUCAAUUUGUUGUUGAAAUGAGGCUUGGUGCACUCUACACGUACUGGGUUCCUCUGGGAUUUGUGCUCGCCGUUACCGUCAUCCGAGAGGCUGCAGAGGAGAUCAGGUGUUACAUGCGCGACAAGGAGGUGAACUCACAGAUCUACAGCAAGCUCACAGGGAGAGGGACUGUGAAGGUGAAGAGCUCUAACAUACAAGUAGGAGACCUCAUCAUUGUUGAAAAGAACCAGCGGGUCCCUGCUGACAUGAUCUUCCUGAGGACGUCGGAGAAGAAUGGGUCUUGCUUCCUUCGCACUGACCAGCUGGAUGGUGAGACAGACUGGAAACUGCGGCUGCCGGUUACCUGCACCCAGAGACUGCCGACCGCCUCUGACCUGCUGCAAAUCCGGUCGUAUGUAUAUGCAGAAGAGCCCAACAUUGAUAUACACAAUUUUGUGGGAACCUUCACAAGGGAGGACAGUGACCCUUCUGUGAAUGAAAGCUUAAGCAUAGAAAACACCCUGUGGGCCAGCACAGUGAUUGCAUCAGGUACUGUUGUGGGAGUUGUCCUCUACACUGGAAGGGAACUGCGCAGUGUGAUGAAUACUUCAAACCCAAGAAGUAAGAUUGGUCUCUUUGAUUUAGAAGUGAACUGUCUCACCAAGAUCCUGUUUGGGGCCCUGGUGGUGGUCUCACUUGUCAUGGUGGCCCUUCAGCAUUUUGCUGGCCGUUGGUAUCUUCAGAUCAUCAGAUUCCUCCUCCUGUUCUCAAACAUCAUUCCAAUUAGUUUACGUGUGAACCUGGACAUGGGAAAAAUUGUCUACAGCUGGGUGAUCCGCAGAGAUUCCAAAAUCCCUGGGACCGUGGUUCGAUCCAGCACUAUUCCUGAGCAGCUGGGGAGGAUAUCCUACUUGCUUACAGAUAAAACAGGAACUCUUACACAGAAUGAGAUGGUCUUCAAGCGACUUCAUCUGGGCACGGUGGCGUACGGCCUUGACUCCAUGGAUGAAGUGCAGAGCCACAUAUUCAGUAUAUACACACAGCAAUCCCAGGAGCCGCCCGCUGUGAAAGGCCUGGCCUUGGCCACCAAGGUGCGUAGGACCAUGAGCAGCCGCGUGCACGAGGCGGUGAAGGCGAUCGCGCUGUGCCACAACGUGACGCCGGUGUACGAAUCCAACGGGGUGACGGACCAGGCCGAAGCUGAAAGGCACUACGAGGACUCGUGCAGGGUGUACCAGGCCUCCAGUCCCGACGAGGUGGCCCUGGUGCAGUGGACCGAGAGCGUGGGCUUGACGCUGGUGGGCAGAGACCAGUCCUCCAUGCAGCUGAGGACCCCGGGUGGCCACAUCCUGAACUUCACCAUCCUCCAGAUCUUCCCCUUCACUUACGAGAGCAAACGCAUGGGAAUAAUCGUCCGGGAUGAGUCAACGGGAGAGAUCACCUUCUACAUGAAGGGAGCAGACGUGGUGAUGGCUGGGAUCGUGCAGUACAACGACUGGCUGGAAGAGGAGUGUGGUAACAUGGCUAGGGAAGGCCUGAGGGUUCUUGUUGUAGCCAAGAAGUCUCUCACUGAAGAGCAGUAUCAAGACUUUGAAGCACGGUACGUCCAGGCAAAGCUCAGUGUGCACGACCGCUCGCUGAAGGUGGCCACGGUCAUCGAGAGCCUGGAGAUGGAGAUGGAGCUGCUGUGUCUCACCGGUGUGGAGGACCAGCUGCAGGCAGACGUCCGGCCCACUCUGGAGACGCUGAGAAAUGCUGGCAUUAAGGUGUGGAUGCUGACGGGGGAUAAGCUGGAGACAGCCACAUGUACGGCGAAGAACGCGCAUUUGGUGACGCGCACACAGGACAUCCAUAUAUUCAGACUAGUGACAAAUCGUGGCGAGGCCCACCUGGAGCUGAACGCCUUCCGCCGGAAGCACGACUGCGCGCUGGUCAUUUCUGGUGACUCCCUGGAGGUGUGUCUGAAAUACUACGAGUAUGAGUUCAUGGAGCUGGCUUGCCAGUGCCCUGCCGUCGUGUGCUGCAGGUGUGCUCCAACGCAGAAAGCCCAGAUCGUGCGUUUGCUGCAGGAAAGGACUGGCAAGCUCACCUGUGCCGUAGGUGACGGAGGGAAUGAUGUGAGCAUGAUUCAGGAGGCUGACUGUGGAGUCGGAGUUGAAGGAAAGGAAGGCAAACAAGCGUCGCUCGCGGCAGAUUUCUCUAUCACUCAGUUCAAACAUCUGGGUCGUUUACUGAUGGUGCACGGACGGAACAGCUACAAACGCUCGGCAGCCCUCAGUCAGUUUGUAAUCCACAGGAGCUUGUGCAUCAGCACAAUGCAGGCUGUUUUUUCAUCAGUAUUUUACUUUGCUUCAGUCCCCCUCUACCAAGGCUUUCUCAUCAUUGGGUACUCCACAAUUUACACCAUGUUUCCCGUGUUUUCCCUGGUCCUGGACAAGGAUGUUAAGUCUGAAGUUGCAAUGCUGUACCCAGAACUCUACAAAGAUCUUCUUAAGGGACGACCAUUGUCAUACAAAACAUUUUUGAUAUGGGUCUUAAUAAGCAUCUAUCAAGGUAGCAUCAUCAUGUACGGAGCGCUCCUCCUCUUUGAGUCUGAAUUUGUUCACAUUGUCGCCAUUUCCUUCACGUCGUUGAUUCUCACAGAGUUGCUGAUGGUGGCACUGACGAUCCAGACGUGGCACUGGCUCAUGAUAGUGGCUGAGUUGCUUAGUCUUUCCUGCUACAUAGCUUCUCUGGUCUUCUUACAUGAAUUUAUCGAUGUUUACUUCAUUGCCACUUUGUCGUUCUUGUGGAAAGUCACUGUCAUCACUCUGGUGAGCUGUCUGCCCCUCUACGUCCUGAAGUACCUGAGGCGAAGGUUUUCUCCUCCAAGCUACUCAAAGCUCACAUCCUAGGGCUGCUUUCCUUGUGCACCAGAGACAAACGCUGCACGUGGCUGAGAGGCAAAAAUCGUGUAGUUGUUACUAUAACAAAUACGUCUGAUAUUUGCAUAAGGAUCAUGUGGUAAUCUCUAUUACAUGCUGCUUCAUUGAAAAAGACUUCACAACUGCCAUGAAUGGAGACUGGCUGGUACAAGGGAGUUCUUUGGAGAGUGGAGGCACUUAUGAGUUCAGCCACUUUUUGUCACUUUUGUUUAACUUAACUGGGGUCAAAUGCGUGCAGCUAUGGUGAUGAUUGGUUUCUCACUUGUGGUUAAAAGCAUCCAAAAGCUGCUAACUGACCUCAACAUUUAUAUUUGACAAUUUUUAAUUUUUUAAGUAUCUGUGGUGUUCCUUGCAAUGUGCUGUGUAGUUUUAUAUUUAUCUUUUCAAUUCAAGUAGGUACGUUCUUUUUACAUCUUGGAAAUCCCUUACUGUAGGUGAUGCGCUGUAGUGCUGACAACAGAUUCCCGAUUUAUGGCAUGCUGUUCCCAUAGUGGGGCUCCAGUCUGCACAUGCUUGAGAAUCUGAGCUUGUCUGAGAUUUCCUGUCAGUGCUCACCCUAGUGAUUUUGGUGGUAUCCAGCCAUCGAUAACUACAGAGAAAUGUAAUCCAAAAUGAAGAAAUGGAGGUUUGUUUAGCUUUUGUGCUUCCUGCUAGAAGGAGCUGGUGACAUAAUAGCUUUACUGUAUAUUUAUUUGUAUAGGAGAGAAUUAUCUAAACUUAAGCAAAUUUCCUUUGGAAAAUAAAUUUGCAGUUGAUCA
Molecule: messenger RNA, 3988 nt
Organism: Phasianus colchicus (ring-necked pheasant)
Lineage: Eukaryota; Metazoa; Chordata; Aves; Galliformes; Phasianidae
Gene: ATP9A
Product: ATPase phospholipid transporting 9A
Biological process (GO): retrograde vesicle-mediated transport, Golgi to endoplasmic reticulum; endocytosis; phospholipid translocation
Cellular component (GO): trans-Golgi network; plasma membrane; endosome
Molecular function (GO): ATP binding; ATP hydrolysis activity; magnesium ion binding
Source: RefSeq, a predicted model, not a curated record